Oxyura jamaicensis (ruddy duck) is the source of this 5212-nucleotide messenger RNA. Its product is annotated as transmembrane protein 132B-like. The record is from RefSeq and is a predicted model, not a curated record. NCBI's taxonomy places the organism in Eukaryota, Metazoa, Chordata, Aves, Anseriformes, Anatidae. The transcript is spliced from 9 exons. Bases 37 to 3297 code for a protein of 1086 amino acids.
GACGCCAGCCGCCCCGCUCCGAAGAGCAGCAGCACCAUGCCCACGGCUGGGCAUGGAACAAAGAGGAUGCUCUCCCGGGGCCCCGCGCUGCUACUGGCGCCGCUGCUGCUUCUGUGUCGAGUGGUGGAGAGCCGAGGAGGGAUCAUGGACAGCAUACAGAGAUUUUCAAACCUGCCAACGUAUCUCCCUGCGAGCUAUCACAUCUGCAAUGCCGAUGUUUUCUUCUUCCUUAAGGAAGCCAACCAGGAUAUCAUGAGGAACUCCAGUUUGCAGUCUAGGGUGGAUUCAUUCUUUAUAUACAAAUCCAAACUACCACCCGUCCUAAAUGCCACGUAUGGACCUUUUUCUGUUGAACAGGCUGUUCCCUUGGACUUCAUGCUGUCUUCUGCAUCUUUUGGUUUCACAAAUAAAUUCACUUUUAAUUGGAAAUUAAGAUCACACAUAAUUGACAGCUCAAUCUAUUCCAACAAACCUAAAAUACAAACCUUGUUCUAUAUUGCGGGGAAAGACUGGGAUGACAAUAGUUCUGCGGAGAAUUUGCCUUGCGUGAAGAUGUUUGCCUUCCUGGAAUCUAGAGAAGUUGUGGCCAGCUGUAGAUUGACAGGUCAUCUUGGAUUAUGUGUUGCAGAGUUGGAAUUAUCUCCUAGCUGGUUCAGCUCCCCUCCACCCUUGGUUUCAGAGGAAACAGCUUCUCUGGAAGGGAUUACUGUGGAGCUCUUCUAUAAGAUUUAUACAGCAGAUGGGGAAUGUUCUCCAGAGGAUGCAAAAUGGGAAAACAGUAUCCAUGCAGGUCAAGAUAAUGAGCAGAAGGCUUUGCCAGCUAUGGAGAGGAUUGGUAGCAUCAUUGUUUACCCAAAUCAUGACAAAUUAAAACAGUCUUCACUGAGGCUAGAUGAGAAUGUCAUCAUCCGCUUGCCACUCAGCCCUGUCAGAGAAGGUGACGUUGUGACCUUUCAUGUUUCCCUGGCCGAUGACUCUCUAGCAGACCAGUUUGUAUUAAGAAUUAGGACAGCCCCAGGCGUGAAGAUCAUGGACGUCAGAGUCACUGAUGCAGACCAGUGGGGGGUUCAGGAAGAGACAGAUAGCGCAAGGACCACUGCCACAAUCACCUGUGCGCACAAUGACCCAGACCCAGAGAGCAGAGCAAACAUCUCCUCCUAUGAGAUCCUGCAGAUGGACUUUGAGAUUGACAAUGCUAGCAGCCUGGCAGGGGCCCAGCAAAUUACCUGGCAGGUGGAAUACCCUCGAGAUGACUCCCUGAGUGAACUGGUGGUCUCUGAGAUCUUUGUCAGCCAAACUGUGUUUGCUGGAAUUGUUCCUCUUGCGAUGGACACGGAAGUCCUUAACACGGCCAUCCUGACAGGCAAAACAGUGUCUGUUCCAGUCAAGGUCAUUGCUGUGCAGGAGGAUGGGUCGGUAGUUGAUGUUUCGGAGUCCACUGAGUGCAAAUCAGCUGAUGAAGACGUUGUAAAGGUUUCUGACAGAUGUGACUCCAUCUUCGUUAAUGGCAAGGAAAUGAAAAGCAAAGUGGAUACUAUUGUUAACUUCACUUACCAGCAUUUUACCACCCAAUUAGAAGUGACGGUCUGGGUUCCACGCCUCCCACUGCAGAUAGAGAUAUCUGAUACAGAGCUUAGCCAGAUCAAAGGCUGGAGGAUACCUGUCACCUCCAAUAAAAGGCCUACCCGUGACAGUGAGGACGAAGAGGAUGAUGAGAAAAAAGGAAGAGGUUGCACCCUUCAGUAUCAGCAUGCCAUGGUGCGAGUCCUCACCCAGUUUGUAGCUGAAUCCUCUGAGCUUGGAGGCCACUUGACCUACAUGCUAGGCUCUGAGUGGCAGUUUGACAUCACUGACCUCGUGACUGAUUUCAUGAAGGUAGAAGAACCCAAUAUUGCUAAGCUUCAGGAUGGCCGAGUGCUCGUUGGUCGGGAGCAUGGCAUCACCACAGUCCAGGUUCUGUCACCUCUUUCUGAUUCCAUCUUGGCGGAGAAGACAGUGGUAGUUCUAGAUGACCGUGUAACUAUUACAGAUCUAGGAGUACAACUAGUUUCAGGCUUGUCCCUUUCCUUACAAAUCAGCAAAGGAAAUAAGAGAGCUAUUGUUUCUACCACUUCUGCCUAUGAUAUUCUUCAUACUCCAAAACAGGAAGCCAUAGUCAGUGCCUGGAUUUUGUUCAGUGAUGGGUCAGUGACACCAUUAGAUAUUUAUGACUCCAAGGAUUUCUCAAUCACCGUCACUUCACUGGAUGAGAUGGUAGUGUCUACGCACCAAAACCUUCAGUCAAAAUGGCCUGGGGUAGUAGCAGAAGGGGAUGGGCAAGGACCUCUGAUUAAAAUUGAAAUGGUCAUCAGUGAACCAUGUCAGAAGACUAAGAGAAAAAGCAUUCUGGCUGUUGGGAAAGGUAGCGUUAAAGUGAAGUUUGGUCAAAAAGAUGCUGACCAAAAAGGAAGCAGUAAUGACAUUGAUGAGACAGAUAGAGAUUUUAAAAGCCAUGCAAGCAAUUCUAUAGAAAAACCUGCAGAACAAGAUAGGACAGCACAGGAAUGGUCCAAAAAUGUAGCCCUUGGUGAUCACGAGGACAAUGCAAACAAAAGCACAACUUUAAUAUCUCCCAUUGAUCAGGAGUCCCUUGAGAAUGACCAGCUCCAAAAUAACCCAACUGCCUUUACAGGUUUCCCUGUGCAAGUAGAAAUACCAGGAGAAAACAAUCCCAGUGAUCUCACAUUGACUUCAAGAGGAUUAACAGAUUUGGAGAUUGGCAUGUACGCCCUGCUGUGUGUUUUCUGCUUAGCAAUCUUGGUCUUUUUGAUUAACUGUGUGGCAUUCGCUUGGAAGUACAGGCAUAAAAGAUUUGCUGUGAGUGAGCAAGGCAACAUCCCCCAUUCCCAUGACUGGGUCUGGCUUGGAAAUGAGGUUGAACUGCUGGAGAACCCAGUUGACAUUUCACUCCCAUCAGAGGAGUGCACUACCAUGAUUGACAGAGGAAUGCAGUUUGAAGAAAGCAACUUUCUCCUUAAUGGGAGUUCUCAGAAGACUCUUCAUAAUCAUAUCCUCAGAUCUUCUGAGUACAUUUGUGAAAAAGAAGUUAAAAGUGAACCUAUAAAUCCUUCUGGGCCAAAGCAGAAGCGAGUGAAGUUCACUUCCUAUACAACAAUACUGCCAGAGGAUGGAGGCCCCUACACCAACUCAAUUCUAUUUGACAGUGAUGAUAAUAUUAAAUGGGUAUGCCAAGAUAUGAACCUUGGUGAUUCCAAGGAACUUAGGGACUAUAUGGAAAGACUGCAAGACAAUAUUUAAAACUACUUUCUUAUGUUUGUAAUCACCUUUAUGCCUUCUGUUUAUGGAUGGUGGAGCAGUCAGUCCAGUCAGCAAUAGGAACAAGACAGUCCAACCUUGGAGUUACUGAGAAGUGGAGCUUAUAUCACUGAGCAGGUACAAGAGGCUGGCUGAGUUAAAGCUGUUUCACCACAAACCAGGAUGUGCCCCUAAAACAGCUACCUGUAGUUGUUGGAGGUGUCACACAUGAUGGCUGUUUUUGUAUACUGCCUGGUACUAGCAAAAUGCUAAUACAACUAAGCUCAGACUCAGAGGAGACUUCAUUUGUUUGUCAUCUCUCAUGAUAAAUGGUUAAUCAGAAAAGAAAGGGAUCUUUUUUUGCAUUGGUUUUUCUAGUUGUCGUCCUUUGUAAAGCACAGUGGACAUAUCUUGCUUAUAGCCUGAAACAAGGUGUAUGUUAAAAUGGAUCUAAAUGAACCUAAUUUCAUUGCCUAUGUGCAAUGCAGCCAAGUAGUCUUAUUAUUUUUUACACGUAUAAAAAAAACCCAUGAGGUUAAUUUCUUACUGCUUAUGAAUUUUAUUUGACUUAGGGAACAUUAUUUUCUUGGAAGGAUUUUUUUUUUUUGGUUGUACCAAAGUGUAGUACAGUAAUAUUUAUAAUGAUUUAAGUUUUCCAUUCAUCUGCAUCAGACCCUAGAGAUACCUCCUUCAUCACUGAUUAUCUUUUUCCUUUCCAUAUGAGUAUAUGGGUCGUUAGUAUUUGAAACAUAGAAAGGUAUUAGAACUCUUACUGGGAAAGGGUUGUAUCUUCUUACAGGGAACUGUAAAUACAAUAAUAAACCCUGGAAUAUAAAAAUCAAGGAGUAGCCCUGGGUUUACUUUUGUCAUUGCUAAUAUGAAAAGGUAACUUCCAACCAAACAGCACACACGCCAAUGGAAAACGCUUUUCUGAAACAGCAGCUUGAUUGACAAAACACAUUACCAGAAUGAGAAAGCCACAUAUGGUAUUGAGAUGCAUAGAAUAUGAAGGAAAUUUCCCAGCAAAUAAAGAAAGGUUUGGAGUCAGUUUACUCUUUACUAAUAAAUUAAUACAUUGACGAUAAGAGUUUAGCAGGACAGAAUUCCAUGUACAACAAGUAGUGCCCCAGACCUUGUCUAAAACAUCACUGACCUUAUGGCUGCUGAAGAGAAAACAUUUAUACUGUGUUUCAUUUAAAAAAGAAGCAGGAAAGAAAAGGCAUACUGGGCACAUUAUAAAAUGGCUAUUUGCAGUUUUAUCAAGGAAUACAUGCUGCAGACUCAAAGUUGCUUUCGCACAUGCAUUACAUGUAUUUUUAUAUUGAAGAAUGACUGAAAUAUGCUGAAAAAAAUAGAAAAAAAAAUGAAACUAAAUAAUGAUUAAAAAAAACCACAAGAAUAAAGCACAUGUUCUUAUGAUGGAUCUUGUGCAAUGUACACAAGAUCCAAACUACAGCUGCCUUACGUGUCAUAAUUCCCAUCUUUUAGGUAGACUGAGAUUGGAUUUGAAUUUCCUAAUUCUGCUCUGAUAUUGGAACACAGAGAAGACAACUUUUAUUCAAGGAAAUUCUGGAUUUGGUUCCUAAACCAUAGCUUGGAACAUGUUUACUGUAACUACUAAAAAAUACUAGAAUUACGAUAGUGAGACUACAAAGGAGAAUGAGGACACCAGGUUUAUAUAAGAUAUUAAAGACAUGCUUGCUGGCAUUGAACUGCAUAGUGCGGUGAUGGCAUCUGUUAUAAUCCAAUUAUAAGCAGAUAAAAUAACAAACCACAGAGAUGUUUCCAUUUGAUAAGGGAUGUGGUACUUGUGCAUCAAUUGAAAUCUUUGGAUCUUCAGCAAACGUUCUUUCCUCUUUAAAUGAUCCAGAUCUCAUGAGGAACUAUUCUUACUAAGAUCCUCAUUAUUAACAGCAGA